Messenger RNA from Penicillium paradoxum, 774 nucleotides. RefSeq names its product SGNH/GDSL hydrolase family protein. The transcript has 5 exons. Lineage: Eukaryota; Fungi; Ascomycota; Eurotiomycetes; Eurotiales; Aspergillaceae. Bases 1 to 774 code for a protein of 257 amino acids. The record is from RefSeq and is a predicted model, not a curated record.
AUGGCCGUUGAAACGAUGAACGAUAAUGUGUUCACACCGUACGACCAGUUCCUUCUCUUUGGGGAUUCCAUCACUCAAAUGAGCUGCAACCAGGAGGUAGGGUUUGGAUUCCAUGCUGCACUUCAAGAAGCCUACAGUCGGAGAUUGGAUGUGGUCAAUCGUGGCCUUGCUGGAUACACCACCGCCCAUGCUGUCAAGGUAUUUGGCAAGUUUUUCCCUACGCCACAGACUGCUACUGUGCGAUUGAUGACUAUCUUCUUCGGCGCAAAUGAUGCAUGCGUUGAAGGCCACAAGCAGCAUGUGCCCCUAGAUCAAUACAAAGAGAAUCUGAAGACAAUCAUUCAGCACCCAGCGACGCGCGCGCAGAACCCCCGACUCAUGUUGAUAAGCCCACCUCCCGUUAAUGAACAUCAACUGGAGUUCUUUGAUGCUGCAAAGGACACUCCCUUCCCAAGCAGAACGGCUAUUUUGACCAAAUUAUAUGCAGCUGCCGCGCGGGAAGUUGGCGCCGCGCUCAAUAUCCCAGUGGUGGACUUGUGGUCGGCCUUCAUGAAACCCACAGGUUGGAAGGAGGGAGACCCUCUGAUUGGGUCGCGCGAUGUGCCGGAUAAUGAGACAUUGGCUGGUCUUUUGUCUGAUGGUCUUCAUCUGACUUCGGCUGGUAAUCGUGUCGUCUAUGAGGAAGUAAUGAAGGUCAUCCAGGCCAACUGGCCGGACCAGACCCCGGAGAGUCUUCCCAUGGUGUUCCCUUCGUGGAAUGACGCACCAAAAUGA